AUGGCGCCGAAAAAGAAGGGAAACAAGCGGCAGGAGGAAGAUUGGGAGGCCGACCUCGGUGAAUCGGCUGCCGUCGCGAAUGGUGACACUACGGAGCAGGAGAAGCCCGCCGAGGAGGCUGAGGAGGAGACUGGUGGCGGCGGGCUCCUGGCUGCGCUGAGGAAGAACAAGACGAAAAAAGCCAAGAAGGGAAAGCCCGUCAAUGAUUUCGUCGACGGAGAGGAUGCAGAAGCCGAGGCGGAGCCGCCGGUGGACCUGGCCAGCAAGCAGCCCGAAGAAGGCACGUUCGAUGACGACGAUGUUUUCGCCGGCAAGCCUAACAAGAAAGCUGCCAAAGCACCUCUGAAGGAGCCAGAGGAUGAGGAGCCGUCAGAAGAUGGGUUCCGCGUUAAGAGUAAGAAGGAGAAAGAGCGCGAAAAGAAGGAGAGGGAAAAGCAGCGCAAGAAGGAACAGGCCGCCAAAAAGAAGGGCGCUGCUCCUGCAGAGACCAAGACACAACCGGCCAAGCCCGCCGCAGAGACCAAGCAAGAGCCUACACCUGCGCCCGUUGCUGCCCCAGAGCCCGCUGCCGGUGGCAAGAAGAAGAAAAUUCCUGCACAUCUAGCAGCCAUCCAAAGGCAACAGGAGCUGCUCAGAAAGCAACAGGAAGAGGAGGAGCAACGCAGACAGGCAGAGAAGGCCGCCGAGGAUGAGAGACGCCGAGUUGAGGAAGAAGAGGAGAAGAAGCGGGAAGAAGCUCGUCAGCGGAAAAAGGAGAAGGAGAAGGAGAAGAAGGAGCAGCUGCGGAGAGAAGGCAAGCUCCUCACAGACGCUCAGAGAAAGGCACAGCAGAAGAAUGAAUUGCGCAUGAAGCAGAUGCUUGCGGCUGGUGUGGGCACGGUUGCCGGUCUGGAAGAGCGCCAAGAGGGGGAGAAGAAGAAGAAGCCCGUCUAUGACAACAGGAAAAAGAAGGGCCCCAAGAAGCAAGAAGAAGACCUGGAAGCGGCUGCUGCUCGCGCUCAGGCCCAGCGCGAAGCUGAAGACGCGAGGCGCAAGAAGGAAGCUGAAGAGAAAGCCAAGGCUGAGGCUAAGGCUGCUGCUGCCGCUGCCGCUGCUACUGCCGCCGCCGGUGGCGAUGAGGAGAGCGAGCUGGAAGACUGGGAAAAGGCUGCUGACGCGGAAGAGGAAGAUGUUAAAGACAGUUGGGAUGCUCCCUCUGACGAAGAAGAAGAGACGAAGCCUGCGGCUGCCAACGGCGCAGCUGCUAAGGAGGCCGAAGAAGAAGCAGAGGAAGAGGAAGAGGAUGAUGAAGAUGACUCCGAGGAUGAAUCCUCUUCCGAAGAAGAUUCCGAGGAAGAGCAGUCUGCGGCGCAGAAGGCCAUUGCCCAGAGGAAGGCCGAGGCUGCGGAACGUCGGAGGAAGCAGCAUGAGGAAGCUCUGGCUGCUCGGUCAAAGGACAAUCUCCGUUCGCCUAUUUGCUGUAUUCUUGGACACGUCGAUACCGGCAAGACUAAACUGCUGGAUAAGAUCAGACAGACCAACGUCCAAGAAGGUGAAGCUGGUGGUAUUACUCAACAGAUCGGUGCCACCUACUUCCCUGUCGAUGCCCUGAAGCAGAAGACUGCCGUGGUGAACAAGGACGGCAGCUUUGAGUUCAAGAUUCCCGGCCUUCUUGUCAUCGAUACCCCUGGUCACGAGUCCUUCUCUAACUUGCGUUCGAGAGGUUCUUCGCUCUGCAACAUUGCCAUCCUGGUUGUUGAUAUUAUGCACGGUCUCGAGCCGCAGACUCUCGAGUCCAUGAGACUCCUGAGAGAUCGCAAGACACCCUUCAUCGUCGCCCUGAACAAGAUCGAUCGUUUGUAUGGCUGGAAGAAGAUUGACAACAAUGGCUUCCAGGAGAGUUUGGCUAUGCAGAGCAAGGGUGUUCAGAAUGAGUUCCGCACUCGUCUGGAGCAGACCAAGCUGGCUUUUGCCGAGCAGGGAUUCAACGCGGAACUUUUCUAUGAGAACAAGUCCAUGGCCAAGAAUGUCUCCUUGGUGCCCACUUCCGCCCACACUGGAGAGGGUAUCCCUGACAUGUUGAAGCUCCUGACCACGCUGACCCAGGAGCGCAUGACCAACGCGCUGAUGUACUUGUCUGAGGUCGAAUGUACAGUUCUCGAAGUGAAGAUUAUUGAAGGUCUUGGAACGACAAUUGAUGUUGUCCUCUCCAACGGUAUCCUUCGCGAGGGUGACCGGGUCGUACUGUGCGGUCUCAAUGGACCGAUAUCAACGAAUAUUCGAGCACUCUUGACACCUGCUCCGCUGAAGGAACUUCGUCUGAAGUCCCAAUACGUCCACAACAAGGAGGUCAAGGCUUCCCUGGGUGUCAAGAUCGCCGCGAACGAUUUGGAGCACGCCAUUGCUGGUUCUCGCCUGCUCGUUGUUGGUCCUGAUGACGACGAAGAGGAUCUGGAAGAAGAGGUCAUGUCUGACCUAGAGAAUUUGUUGGGUAAGGUUUCGAAGGACCAGCGUGGUGUCAGUGUCCAGGCUUCCACUCUGGGUUCUUUGGAGGCGCUGCUCGAGUUCUUGAGGGUGUCCAAGAUUCCCGUGGCAAAUAUUUCGAUCGGUCCAGUGUACAAGCGUGACGUUAUGAUGGCGGGUACGAUGCUGGAGAAGGCCAAGGAAUACGCGGUCAUGCUCUGUUUCGAUGUCAAGGUGGACAAAGAAGCGCAGGCGUACGCUGAUGAAGUUGGCGUCAAGAUCUUCACUGCAGACAUCAUUUACCACCUGUUCGACGACUUCACCAAGCACAUGGAAGAGCUUGCUGCGAAGAGAAAGGAGGAAAGCAAAAUGCUGGCUGUCUUCCCUUGCGUCCUGAGGACUGUGGCCGUGUUCAACAAGAAGGACCCCAUCGUCGUUGGUGUUGAUUGUAUUGAAGGCAACCUGAGACUGCACACUCCUAUUGCCGCCGUCAAGACCAAUUCUGUGACUGGUGCCAAGGAAAUUAUCAAUAUGGGCAGAGUAACCUCCAUCGAGCGCGACCACAAGGCCAUCCAGGUCUGCAAGAAGGGUCAACCGUCCGUGGCCGUGAAGAUCGAAGGUGCCAACCAACCGAUGUACGGCCGCCAGCUCGAAGAAACGGAUACCCUGUACUCGCAGAUUUCCCGCCAAAGUAUCGACACUCUCAAGGAGUUCUUCCGCUCCGAUGUCACGAUGGAGGAAUGGGCUCUGGUCAAGAAGCUCAAGCCUGUGUUUGACAUUCCUUGA
Messenger RNA from Penicilliopsis zonata CBS 506.65, 3228 nucleotides. RefSeq lists its product as hypothetical. Lineage: Eukaryota; Fungi; Ascomycota; Eurotiomycetes; Eurotiales; Aspergillaceae. Bases 1 to 3228 code for a protein of 1075 amino acids. The transcript is spliced from 3 exons. Gene Ontology annotation, molecular function: GTPase activity; translation initiation factor activity; GTP binding. The record is from RefSeq and is a predicted model, not a curated record.